GCUUAAAGCGAUGCUUCAGGUGCGCCAAGUACCUCCCCCAAGACACGUGCUUUGCAAAGAGGGCGAGACACGAGUAUUUUCGGGACGAUGAUGAUAAAGCGUUAAGCGGCCCCACCAUGAUGAAUUUAAAUCUCCAAAUUACCCCCGCCGGAGUUAUCUUCAAAACAAAGAAGCAUUUGAAAGCCGAAACGGCGGAGACACCCAUCAACUAUCAGAAUGGCCGGUGAGAGUUUAACGCGCGCCGCGCUAAUCCUCAGUGCACUAACGUGCGCACUCUUCCAGCUCUCUUCACCUUCCACGGACUUUAAUAUCCGACAAGUCACCGACAACGAAAUCGGUGGCGCCGCCGCUAACCUCCUCGGCUCUCCGACUGAGGUGCGAUUCAAAUCCUUCUUGCUGGAGUAUGGGAAAGAGUACCCCACGCACGGGGAAUACGUGGACCGUCUGGGAGUGUUCGCGAAAAACCUGAUCAGGGCGGCGGAACACCAAAUCAUGGACCCCACAGCCGUCCACGGCGUCACUCCGUUCUCAGACCUCACCGAGGACGAGUUUGAAAGGAUGUACAUGGGAUUCAGCGGCAGAGGACGGGCUUCCCUACUCGGAGGCAGCACGGAAGCGCCGCUCCUGGACGUUGAGGGCUUGCCGGUAAAUUUUGACUGGAGGGAUAAAGGGGCUGUAACUGAAGUUAAGAUGCAGGGUUCUUGUGGGUCAUGUUGGGCCUUUAGCACCACAGGAGCCAUUGAAGGAGCUAACUUCCUUGCAACAGGGAAGCUACUCAAUCUCAGUGAGCAACAACUUGUGGAUUGUGAUCACAUGUGUGAUAUACACGACAGGAGUUCUUGUGAUGAUGGAUGUUCAGGAGGCCUUAUGACAAAUGCUUACAAGUAUCUGAUAGAGUCUGGAGGUAUAGAGGAAGAUGCCUCUUAUCCUUACACUGGAAAAGGCGGCGAAUGCAAAUUUCAAUCAGAGAAAGUGGUGGUCAAGGUUGGGAAUUUCACCACAGUUCCGGCUGAUGAGGGCCAAAUGGCUGCUUAUUUGGUUAAUCAUGGCCCUCUUGCUGUGGGGAUAAAUGCAAGAUACAUGCAGACAUACAUGGGAGGUGUUUCAUGCCCACUCAUAUGUAGCAAGAGGCUGCUGAACCAUGGGGUUCUACUUGUUGGUUAUGGUUCAAAAGGAUUCUCCAUCCUGAGGUUAGGCUACAGGCCGUAUUGGAUCAUCAAGAACUCGUGGGGAAAGAAUUGGGGAGAGGAAGGAUAUUUCCGGAUGUGCAGAGGCCAUGGCAUGUGCGGAAUCACCUCCAUGGCCUCUGCUGUGAUCACUCGGGCCUAGCUUGCCCCCCUCUUAAGCCACACUGUUUGUAACUUUAUUACUGUAUAGUGUGUGUUUUGGUCAAAAAGGAAAAAUUAGUGUACUGUAAAAGGCCAGGUAAGGCAUGUAACAUGGCAACUGUAGAAACUUUGAUUCCCUCUAAAUAAUGCUUGGAACAUGGUAACAUGCGUACAUAUUGCGUUUUUAAUGUUGUCUUAAUUUUACUAUGAGGAGUCCAAAAAUCAAC
Molecule: messenger RNA, 1555 nt
Organism: Cuscuta epithymum
Lineage: Eukaryota; Viridiplantae; Streptophyta; Magnoliopsida; Solanales; Convolvulaceae
Source: the annotation of a GenBank genome assembly